CGUAUUUGUUAAGCAGCGGCAUCAAAAGCUGGGGAAAUCGCACUGGAAUAAACUUACAACCUUUAAAGCUUCCCCCCCGAAUUCAGAUGCGGGGGAGUAAAGUACCUACCUAAACCAAUUAAUUGUAAACGCUACUUCCUACCUGCCGCUUGCUACCCUCCACCAUCGACCUUGCUUCUUCUCUCCGACUAGUUGUGCUUUGCCUUUCGAUAUCCAAACUGCUCCGCGGAACCUCCAUAACUGCCUGUUACCUAGAGGACUAAAUUCAUCUGGACUUCCCCGCGAAAAACCACUAUAUCCGUGCAGGGGUCUUCAUACAUACCUGAUACACCUGAUACACCAUUCCCACACUUCUAGGUAGCUUGACCAUAUGAUAUGGUCCAUAUCACCAACCAAUCUCGACAUUAGCGUUCCUCAGCACUUUCACUCAUUUUCUUAUCGACUUGCGUCAAAUUUGACGCUGUUACCAAGUUUAUCGUAGCCUUCAUUCUCGAAUCCUGCUGUAACCAAAUCCCCUCACUCCCCCCUCACUCCAAACGUUCCUGUUUAUUCUUUUUACACCCCCCAUAGAAAUAUCUCAAACUCAAGCAAUCGCUAUGUUUUCCCGACGUCUCGCGCGAGCAGCAGCGGCAGGAGCUCCGCGUUCUCUUCGAGCGUUCAGCUCCACCGCUGCUAGCCAGCGUACGCCGACACUGGCCGACAUCACACCCGAGGGUGUCGACUCGUUCAACUCGAAGCAGAAGGAGUUCCGCGAGCAGUUGGUCAAAGCACACCAGGAGCGCGAAGCAAGUAGGUUCACUAAAAAUUCUUCUUCUACUAAUGAUUCUUCGUCUGCUGCCCGAGAAACCUCCCAGGGCUUGGGCUCAUUAAGCACCCAUACAGGAAAGCGAGCGGAGGUGUCAACUAAGGAACCCGAGCGACCCGAUAAUCUUCUAUCCAGGGUUAUCUACGGAACAAAAGAGGGACGCGAAUUGGAUGCUCAACUCGAAGCAAGUUUCUCCGCGGUUCUGGCUCGUGGCAAGUACGUUCACUCGAUCGUGUUCCACGAGGUGCGGCCGGACAAGGUGGAUGAGUAUGUUCAGUUGGUUGGCCAAUGGUAUCCGCGCAUGGCUUCCUUGGAGGAUAAUAAGGUUCAUCUCGUUGGAAGCUGGCGAACCGAGGUGGGAGAUUGUGAUACAUUCGUUCACAUCUGGGAGUAUCAGCGUUACCAAGGAUACCACCAGUCCCUAAAUUCCAUCUCCCGCCACCCCGACUUCGCCGAAUUCGACAAAAAGCUCAAGACACUUAUCAAGUCUAAGAACACGUCGAUUAUGCAGGAAUUUUCGUUCUGGCCAACUACUGCACCACGCCAAUUGGGCGGUUUAUUCGAGUUGCGUUCGUACACUCUUCACCCUGGAAACCUGCUGGAGUGGGAAACCCACUGGCGACGAGGCUUAAAGGCGCGAAGACAAGUCAUGGAAGGUGUAGGUGCUUGGUUCGUACAGAUCGGCGAUCUGAACACAGUCCACCAUCUUUGGCAAUUUGCGAACCUCGAGGAGCGUAAAGUUCGACGAGAGGAGAGCUGGAAGCAAGAAGGCUGGGCCGAGACGGUCCAUAAGACUGUUCCUCUAAUCCAGUCCAUGAAGUCAAGGAUUCUUGUCCCACUGCCAUGGUCACCCGUGGCGUAAUUCCCACGAAGGAAGGACGAUUGCGUUAAUAUCAGCCGAUUUUUAAACCGAACUAAGCAUCUGAUAUGGAGAAUUGGAGUUUGGAGGCGAUUGUUUCUUUAUGUAGUCGAUCCGCCACGUUGGCGUGAGGGCACCUGCGAAAGUGAUUGUACUUUUUACUGCCGAGAUCGGGAUACUCAUGAUGAGAGCUUGGAGAAGCUGAAAAUUACGCCCUGAAGACUAUGGUCACAUUUCACUGAUACCAAUACGAAGCAAUUCGAGUUUUCUUUUUGGAGGCAAACUCAUAGCUGAAGUCGAACUCGAGA
Molecule: messenger RNA, 1972 nt
Organism: Daldinia loculata
Lineage: Eukaryota; Fungi; Ascomycota; Sordariomycetes; Xylariales; Hypoxylaceae
Product: NIPSNAP-domain-containing protein
Exons: 2
Coding region: 597-1667 (356 amino acids)
Cellular component (GO): mitochondrion
Source: RefSeq, a predicted model, not a curated record